CGAAAGGAACGUUUAAAACUAUAUACAGAAGGUUGAUUCUUUGGAUAUUUUGGAAUAGUACUCCAUAUAUGAGGAUCUUUAUCAAUAGUAAAGCAUUUAGUAUUAAAUAUUUGUUCUUUAGAUUCAUCAAUGUCCAUCAUGGGGUUCACAGAGGCAGAACCGGGAUAUUGGUUGCUUGCUGGAGUAAUUGGUCUUCUCACCGCUUGGUUGGUCAAACAUCUGAUAACCAGGCCCAAGAACCUUCCACCAGGCCCCACUGGACUACCUCUCCUGGGUGUAGCGUGGCAAAUCUUCAAGGGUGGGUCGGAUCCUCUUGCUCUCUUCGCAUCAUGGUCCAAGAAGUACGGUGAGAUGGUAUCCUUCUACGUUGGUCCGAAGCCGAUCAUCAUCCUCAACUCCUACCCAGUCAUAUUCGAAGCAUUUCGUCAUCCCGAUCUCCAAGACCGACUCAGCAGCCGACUACUUCAAGAAAUAAUGGGAUUAAAGAACAGCGGAAUUGGUUUUUCUAACGGAGAAGUCUGGAAGGAGCAGCGAAAGUUCACCCACUCUGUAUUCCGGAGUCUUGGUGUUGGUAAGAAGAGCUAUGAGGAUACCGUAUCAGCCGAGAUGACCCAGCUUUCUUCAGUCAUCAAAGAAAAGAAAAGUUCUCCUUUUGACCCCAGCACUCUCUUUAUGCAAGCCGUUUCCAACAUCAUUUGCUCUAUCAUCUUCGGAACACAGUACACAUACGACGACGAAGCAUUCAAGGAAAUUUUGCAUCUCGUGAACUUGAACGUAAAAUUGUCAGGAGGGGGCGGAUCGUUUUUGUUUCUUCCCAUUCCUGGUAUUUCCAAGAUUCCGUUUGGUAAAAUGAAGCUCAUGACAAACACAAUUCGGAGCUUGAACGCCUUCAUCCAGUCUCAGAUUGAGUCUCAUGAAAAGAAUUGGGAUCCAGAAAAUCAGAAGGAUUUCAUCGACCAGUACCUCAAUAAGUUGGAUGAAACCAAGGACACAGUUUCUUCAUUCACCAAACUCAAUUUAACCGGUUGUAUCGCCGAUCUCUUUCUCGCUGGGUCUGACACGACGGCUACUACCCUCAAGUGGUGCAUCCUCUUUAUGAUGGCCUACCCACAGGUUCAGUCACGUGUUCAAGAUGAACUUGAUCACGUGGUUGGCAGAGAACGAAUCCCAAGGCUGGAUGAUAUCAAAGAUCUUCCCUACACCAAUGCCGUUAUCUUAGAGGUCCAACGGAAGGGUGUGGUUGUCCCACUAGGUGUGCCCCACGUGGCUGCUGCGGAUACCACCAUACGAGGCUACACCAUACCGAAGGGCGCCGUCAUUGUGUCCAACAUUUCCGAGGUGCUGAACAGCGAGGAGCUUUGGAAAGACUCUGGGGCCUUCAAACCUGAGAGGUUUCUGACCGCAGAUGGAGAGCUUAUCAAGAGAGAUGAACUCAUCUUUUUCAGCAGUGGUAAGACAAGUUUAUUGGCAGUUAUUCGCCUUGUGAUGAAUAUUAAGAAACACAUCAUUUAUCCUUUCGAACAAAAGACCAAUAUAACCUGCUUUCUCAAACUUUUGAUAAUGUAAAAUUGAGCCCAGUGAUCAACUGGAAUGUUCCAUUUUGACAUCAAAAUGAGAAAAUUACGAACAUAAUGGCUGAAACUUCUAAAUGCAAGAAAUGGAGAGA
Molecule: messenger RNA, 1666 nt
Organism: Strongylocentrotus purpuratus (purple sea urchin)
Lineage: Eukaryota; Metazoa; Echinodermata; Echinoidea; Camarodonta; Strongylocentrotidae
Product: cytochrome P450 2J6
Exons: 6
Coding region: 130-1566 (478 amino acids)
Biological process (GO): xenobiotic metabolic process
Cellular component (GO): cytoplasm; intracellular membrane-bounded organelle
Molecular function (GO): iron ion binding; heme binding; oxidoreductase activity, acting on paired donors, with incorporation or reduction of molecular oxygen, reduced flavin or flavoprotein as one donor, and incorporation of one atom of oxygen
Source: RefSeq, a predicted model, not a curated record